Molecule: messenger RNA, 3130 nt
Organism: Apus apus (common swift)
Lineage: Eukaryota; Metazoa; Chordata; Aves; Apodiformes; Apodidae
Gene: AMDHD2
Product: amidohydrolase domain containing 2
Exons: 11
Coding region: 283-1512 (409 amino acids)
Biological process (GO): N-acetylglucosamine catabolic process
Molecular function (GO): N-acetylglucosamine-6-phosphate deacetylase activity
Source: RefSeq, a predicted model, not a curated record
CCCGGGCCCCCCCCGGGGUCGCUGCGCCGGGCCCGGCCCCCCCCGCCCCCCGCCCGCUCCUCACGGCUUGGCCCGAGGCCCGGCAGGGGCGGGGGCGCUGCCCGCGCCGGCCCCCGGGCGGUGCCCCGGCCCCUCCGCCCCCGCCGGCCCCGCCGCCGGGGCAGCCGCUCGCACCGGAGCCGCGGCCUCGCCCCGCGCCGCCGCUCUCGCUCCCCGCCCCGCGGCCCGGACCCCGGUCCCCGCGGGUCCCCGCCGGCUGCCGCCGCCCCGCCCCGCCCCGCCAUGCCGUCCAACAAGUCCGUCUCGGACGCGCCCAUUGUCCAGUUCACCAACUGCCGCAUCCUGAGGAGCCACCGGCUGCAGAGGGAGGACCUGUGGGUGCGAGAGGGGAAGAUCCUCAACCCAGAGAAACUCUUCUUUGAUGAGAAGGGCUCUGCAGACAUCCAGCUGGACUGCAAGGGCAGCAUCAUCGCCCCGGGCUUCAUCGAUGUCCAGAUCAAUGGAGGCUUUGGGGUGGACUUUUCCCUGGCUACAGAUGACUUCAAAUCAGGCAUUGACCUGGUCAGUCAGAAAAUCCUAUCCCAUGGAGUCACCUCCUUCUGUCCCACCCUGGUGACCUCUCCUCCAUCUCUGUACCACCAGGUUCUCCCUCAGAUCAGUAUAAAAAAUGGUGGAGCCCACGGAGCAGGUAUCCUGGGGGCCCACUUGGAAGGACCGUUCAUCAGCAGGGAGAAGAAAGGAGCACACCCAGAGCACUGCCUGCGCACUUUUGAGGCAGGUGCCUUCCAGGACCUGGUUGCCACUUAUGGGUCCCUGGACUGUGUCCGGAUAGUCACCCUGGCCCCAGAGAUGAAGAGGAGCCACGAGGUGAUCCAGGAACUCACCAAGCGGGGCAUCUGUGUGUCGCUCGGUCACUCGGUGGCUAACCUCUCCCAGGCCGAGGAGGCCGUGCAGCAUGGUGCCACCUUCAUCACUCACCUCUUCAACGCCAUGUUGCCCUUCCACCAUCGUGACCCUGGAAUCGUGGGGCUGCUGACAAGUGACAAGAUUCCUGCUGGGCAGAGAGUCUUCUAUGGCAUGAUCUCAGAUGGCAUCCACACCAACCCUGCUGCCCUGCGCAUCGCCCACCGAGCCCACCCCAAAGGCCUGGUGCUGGUGACAGAUGCCAUUGCUGGCUUGGGACUGGCACCAGGUCGGCACACGCUGGGUCAGCAGGUGGUGGAGAUCGAUGGGCUGAACACCUACAUUGCAGGUACAAAGACCCUGAGUGGUAGCGUGGCCACCAUGGACACAUGUGUGCGACACUUCCAAGAAGCCACAGGGUGUUCGGCAGAGACAGCAUUGGAGGCAGCAUCUCUGCAUCCUGCCCAGCUCCUGGGGAUUGAGCACAAAAAGGGAACACUAGAUUAUGACGCUGAUGCAGAUUUCCUGAUGCUGAAUGAUGGUCUGUAUGUGCAAGCCACGUACAUUGCGGGUGAGGAAGUCUGGAGACAGGACUCGUUUGGCAUGUGACACUGGGCUGUCCUGGUGCCCUCUGAGGCUCUCUGGCACUGUGGUUAGCAGCUUUGGUAACCACUCCACUUCUUUCUUGUAUGGUUGUUUUUUUUAAAAUUCCUUCUUGCAACUCCCUUAAAGGAGCCUCAUACCAAAGAGCUGUGUUUUCCAGCGCAACCGCUGCUUCCAGUUACAGCCAUGCCUGCAACAAAUUUGUUGGUGCUCAGUUAGUGGAGUGGGGAAAGCAGGCAGAUAUGCGUUGGGGGAGUUUCUCACUCCCCAGAGUGACCUGAAGGACUGCACAGCUGUCCUGUAUGGAGUCCCUAAGCAGAGGUUCUCCUGUUGCCACCUUAUGGCAACAUGAAGCUGUCCCAGCCUUUGCACUGUUCUAUACAGCACACACAAACCUGCCCGUGCCCGAGGCAGCUCAAGCCAUUUCCAUUCCUCUGCCUGCUCCUUGCCUCACUCCUGGGCAGCUGUGGCUGGUUAGAUAUCAGCUUACACCAGCUCAGCUCGCAGCUCUUCACAUUCAAAGGUUCCUGCUGUGUCAGCAGAAGUUGAGGAUCCCCUCUGCAUGUGUCCUCCGGAGCAAGGCAGGCGCAGCUCGCCCGCUCGCUGCCAGUGCGGGGCUGUGAAUCCAUGUGGGCUGAAUCCUCAGGGCAGAGAUCAAUCCCAGGAAAAACUGAGGCAUUGCUGGUCCUUUGUGCCUUUCCCCUGCAUAGGCAUUGAGUCCACAACACGUGGCUGGAGACAUGGACAGCAUCCUGCCACAGACAAUGAUGUUCCUCUUGACCCUUAGCUCUGGCUAGGUGGGAUCUGCAGGCUCUGUGCCCAGCCAUACCUAGUAAAGCCUUUGCACCAUCAGAUGGGUUUGAUUCCUCAGGCCACAGGUGGGCAACUUUUGCUUUCAGGGAUGCUUCAAGAUGCUUGUAAGCCCUCCAUCCAGCUCAGGGUCUGAGGGAAAGGAGAACUGCAGUGGGAUUCUGACCUUUCAGGACAGUUGCUGAUAGCUCAUUCUUCCCGUGCUCGUUGUUACCCUCUCCAGUACUUGACUGUCAGCUCUUUUCCUGACACUUGGACACUUCUGUGUAAAGACUGAUGCUGAUUUCAAAUGUACCACAGUCAGAAAAGCUUUGUGAUAAGUCUUAGACAACCUCUAACAACCCUCAAACCAAUUAGAUGUUUUUUGUCAUGAGGGGAGGGCGUAGACAAGGGCUAAGUCUUAGCAAGGGUGGGGGUUGUAAGGCAAGAUAGAGGUCUGGUCAAUGCUAGCAGAAGUGUGCCAAUUCUUCCAGUACCUUUUUAUAACCUUUAAUAGCUACAUUUGGAAGUACUUUCCUAGCACUUUAAAGCCCUGCAGGAAUAACUUGCAGCCUUGGAGAAUUUCUAACAUCAACUGCCAAUGUCAGCAGAAACAAUAACCUCCAUGAUUUGAAGCAUUUGAAAGAGACAUCAAACACUGUGCUGUGAAACGGGACGUGCUGCAGCAUUACAGUUCUCAGUGGGGGCACUUUUGACUGCUGUUGAAACAAAAAUCCACGGGAAAAAAUGCAUACGAAACAAGGUGUCUAACUUUUCUUUAGUUACAAAAUUGAACAGUCAAAAGGAAAUCUGAAAUAGAAACGGAAGUGGACAA